Purpureocillium lilacinum is the source of this 3444-nucleotide messenger RNA. Its product is annotated as transcriptional activator spt7. NCBI's taxonomy places the organism in Eukaryota, Fungi, Ascomycota, Sordariomycetes, Hypocreales, Ophiocordycipitaceae. Gene Ontology annotation, cellular component: SLIK (SAGA-like) complex; SAGA complex. The record is from RefSeq and is a predicted model, not a curated record. Gene Ontology annotation, molecular function: structural molecule activity; protein heterodimerization activity. Gene Ontology annotation, biological process: regulation of transcription by RNA polymerase II.
AUGUCUCUCCCCAACGGCCAGCCAGCCUGGCCGCCUCCCGCCUUGCAGCAUACAAACAGCAGCCGCUCUUUGCAUCACCUCGACGAUGGCCCGGCGCGCACCCAGACCCCGGUCGACAACAUCAUCGGGUUGAUGCCUGAGGCACCAGUCGACAUCGAGGAAGAGAACCGGCGCGCUCUCUUCGCCGAUCUGUAUCGCAAGACCGAGGACAAGGUCGCGCUGUUGUUUGCUGAUGACGGCUCGUACAAUAUCGACGCGAUUGCUGCGCUCCGGCGCCAACCCCCCACCCCGACCGUCACCCUGCCGCCCACGACCGACCACGAACCAAUCAAAGAGCCGCCGCGCAAGAAGGCCAAACGCGCCAUCGACGAAGACAACUACGACGACGAUGAUGAUGAUGAUGAGGAGGACGAGGAGGACUCACAGCCCGCGUCCGCGGUGAAGCCUCAGAACGCGGCCGUCGCGGCGGCGAGUUCCCUGCUCUCCCCCUCCAAGUCCGGCAGCUCCCCCGUCCACUCGGUCAACUCUCCGAAACAGGGAGACAAGACCAAGGGGCCGGAUGGCCUGCCGUUCAAGGAAAAGACUGGCGACGAUGGCAUCAAGAAGCUCGAAGAGGCGCGGCUUGCCACGGAAGAAGCCGCGCGCAAGAGCUUCCACACCAUCUUCCACACGCUCGAAAACGAUCGAACAGCCAUGCUCGAGCAGCAGCGGCUAGAAGACUCGGAGAAGCAGCUCCAGGCUGAGAUGGACCACAACACCUCCAAUGCGGGUGCCCAGGCGGCCGGGCAGGGCUCUCUGAGCAGCGCGAACCUCGGCGCGUCCAGCCUUACUCUCAAGCACCUCAUUGCCAGGAUAGACAUGAAACGCGAUCAGGUCCGGGCCUCGGACGCCGAGCUGCGCCUGCUCAUGAACGAAGUCCGCAAGAAUCGAAGCAAAUGGGCCAGCGAGGAGAAUGUCAACCAGGAAGAGCUGUAUGAGGCUCUCGAGAAGGUCUUGACGGAGCUCAAGGCGCACACGGAGUAUUCGACGCCCUUCUUGACGCGUGUCAACAAGAGGGACGCCCCUGAUUACUACAACUUCAUCAAGAACCCAAUGGACCUGGGCACGAUGACGAAAAAGCUCAAGUCGCUUACGUACAAGUCCAAAGUGGAUUUUGUCGCGGACCUGAAUCUAAUAUGGGACAACUGCCUCAAGUACAACCAAGACAUGAACCAUCCUUUGCGCCGCAUGGCGAACGGCAUGAGGAAGGAGGCCGAGAAGCUCAUCCCGCUCAUUCCCGACCUCGCGAUCCGUUCUCGCGCCGAAGUGGAAGCCGAGGAGCGACGGAAGCAGAACGGCGGCGACGAUGACAAUGGCGACGACAGCGACGACGAGCCGAUAAUGUCGUCUCGUGGUCGCAAGGCCGCCACGAAAGGCGCCAACAAGUCUCGAAAGGCCCCCAGCGACCAAAAGGAAGAGACCCCGGUCGUCGAUCAGAAGCCCGUUCUGCAGCUCAAUGGUCUGUUGGGAAAGCAUGGCCGCGAAGGGUCAGAGGCAGUUGACGGGAGCAACGGUUUUGCCACGCCAAUCGGCGGCUCCAUCACCCCGAGCGGCGCCAUCAACGGCCACUCGGGAAUUGCGAGCAAUGUCGAUGCCAUGGACAUUGAUGGACCGAGCCUGAACGGCAUGGCGUUGAAUUCUGCUUUUGGAGAGGCCGUGGAGCAGGCCUACGAAGACGACGAGUACAAGGUGUGGAAACAGACCACUAAGAAGGACCGCGCUCUUGUCGCCAAGGAACGGCAUCAACUGUUCAAGGACAACAACUUGAACGUCGAUGCGCCCGCUCUUCUUCGAAGCAAGGCUGGCAUGAGGCACUUUCUGAAGAACCAAAAGGAGGCCGAGGCGCUUGGCAUUGCGAACCACCCGCAUCUCGGCGGCCCCCUGAGCGUGGCAAAGGGGGCAAACAACAAGGCGCCCGAGACGCUGGCUGAGGGGAUCGAGGAAGAGGCCGAACGAGUUCUCCCCGACUACUACGACUCCCUCAGCAGCAUCCCUGACAUUCAGUCGAACCUGCAGUGGAUCGAGGAUGGCGAGGGCCAGGUCAUUAACCAGCACGAGGAGUUCCUGAGGCUUGUUCCGGCGGGGUCCUUUGUUGCCCCUCAGAGCCGACUGACCAAGAAGAUGGACGACAACAUUCACCAGAUCCAGGAGACGCGGAAGCUCGCGACCAAGAUUUCUGUCAUCAAGCAGAUGCAAGUCCAGUCGCAGGUGUACACCAACCAGUUUCCCAAGUCCAACACGGUGCCCUUUGUCGAGCAGGAUAUCGAGCCUCACUUUAUUGCCGACGAUGGGCCUGUCAUGGCGCCACACACCUGUCAAGACGCGUUGAAGCGGUCCGUCGCGAAGAUUCUGUACCACACCGGCUUCGAGGAGCUGCAGCCCUCGGCGAUCGACGCUCUGACCGGCAUCGCAGCCGACUACUUCCAGACAAUCACACGCACGUUCCAAGUUUACCGCGAGGCAGAGAGGAUGACGGUGCAGACACCGACGGGCACCGAAGUUCGGCCUCGUUUCACUCCGGAGGAGGUGCUUCUGCACACGCUGGAAGAGAACGGUCACGACGUGCCAUCGCUGGAUGCUUACGUCAAGGACGACGUCGACCGACUUAGCAGCAAGCUCGGCGUCCUGCACGAGCGGAUGAAGUUGCACCUGACGGAUCUCCUGCGGCCAGCGCUCUCGGCGGAGGCUGGUGCUGACGGUGUUGGUGCCUUCAACGACGGCAGCGAACAGUUCACGAGCGGCGACUUUGCCGACGACCUCGGCGAGGACUUUUUCGGCUUCCGCGCGCUUGGCCUCGACAAGGAAAUGGGUCUCGACUCUUUCGCCGUACCGUUCCAUCUGCUGCACAGCCGAGUACGGAACCAGUACCAGAUGCAGUCGCAGACCACCACGGGGGACACGGCCGACAUGUUCGAGGCCCUGGCGCCUGCCGACCCCGUCACCAAGGAAAACAUCCAGGACCAGAUUGGCCUGGUCAAGAACUUCUUCCUCGCCAAGCUGCACGCCAACGGCGACCAGCCUCUGGUGGAGGACGAGGAUCUCCCCGUCAAGCAGAGGAAGCCGCGGCCUCGACUCGGCGCGAGCGGCAAGAUCAUGUCUGCUCAGAAGCGGCCUCCCAAGGAACAGCUGGCGCUGGCCAAGAAGAAGAAGAAGAUGGAGUUGGCGGCGGCGGCCGAGGCCAAGGCCAAUGCCGCCUCAGACAAGGCGGCCGGGUCGACCAACAACACGCCCGUCAAGAAGUCGGCGGCCAACCUGCCCAACGGCACGACGGCGCCGAACCCCGCCGUCCUCGCGCUGGGCGCCGGCAUGGAGCGGACAGACAGCAUGCAAAGCCAGGCGGGCACCAGCCAGACGGACAAGGACGACACGAUCGGCAUGAUGAGCCCGGAGAGCAUCGCUCAGUAG